AUGCUGGAUGAUAUUUCGAGUUCAAAGAGUUGCUGGGAGCAUGAUCUUGGGCCUGAAAAUUAAUCACAUUUUUUAGAAAAGUAUUUUUAUGACUUAAUUACGGAUAAUUGUGAUCAAAUAUUAACAAAUACUUUAUAUAGAUCCUUAAUAGAGUAGAUUUCAGAUAAGAAAACAUUAGAAACUAUAUUAACUAGAUAUAUAUAGGAUUAAAUUGAUUUGUAAUAACGUUAAAAGAUUCAUUCAAAAUACUUUUUUGCAAAAUCAGUUGUUUCUAUGAAAAAAUUAAUCUAAUAAUUUAGACAAUUAUUAGUUCCAGAAGAAAAUAUUAAUAAUACUAGCAGCACAUUAAGUUAAUCAAUUGAAAAAAAAAAUAAAAGUGGAUUUUUACAAAAUUCAGAAUUUAUAGAAUUAUAUGAAAACGAAUAUUUCAAAGAAAUUGGUGAACUUAAUAAAGGAGAAUUAAUUUAUAUAGAUGUUAAGUUUCGUAUAACAAAUUCAUAAUUAAAAGAAGAAUUAUAUAAAAUAAGAUCUCAUAUUCUAAAAUAAUUGCUUUUUUAAACAAGUACUGAUGAUAAGUAUUAAUAUAUAUUGUAAUUUAGUUUCUUUUAAGCAUUUAAUGAUUAUUAUAAAUUAAAAACAAUUACAGUUCUACUGUUUGUUAAUGGAGAUAUUAAUUUUGAUUAUGAAAAAUAUUUUGAUUUAAAGGAAUUAUAUGUAGGAUAGAAGAAAUUCUUGAUUAAAUUGAAAGUAUUAUUAUUUAUCUAUAUAUAGGUGUGUUAUAUUUCAGCUAACAGAUUAGCAUAAAAUUUUUGUAUAUAAAACAACAUUAUUAACCAUACAAUCACACAAUAAAAUAUGGCAUUUUAUGAAUUGAAAAGAUAUGGAUAAUGCAAAGUUAUUAUCAAUAAAACCAUUAGUGAAUUAAGGAAAAUGAAAUAAAAAGCAAAUUACAGCAUAUUUAAAGAUUAUAAAUUUUAUAUUUUAGCAAUUGGAGGUAUGACAGCUAUUGGAUUACUUUGGAAAAGUUUUUCUAAAUAAGAGAGUUAUGCUAGAAAAUUAUUAAAAUAAUAAUGA
Messenger RNA from Paramecium pentaurelia, 1074 nucleotides. The record is from the annotation of a GenBank genome assembly. NCBI's taxonomy places the organism in Eukaryota, Ciliophora, Oligohymenophorea, Peniculida, Parameciidae.